ACUGAUUUGAAGAUUUGACUUCCACGGAAUUAUCCUCGAGAGAGAGGGUUUACCAAGGAUACAGGGCCAAUAUGGGUAUAUGCUUCCUUGUUAUCCUAUUCAGCAGCUGCUUAACAUACCUAGGUGUUGCCAAUAUGACUUCAGUACAACCAUCGACGGAGAGCCCCUUGUCCACCGGUUUAUUGAAGCUGGUACGCAGUUCGCAGUCAACUAGUGUGAAAUCCACAAGCUCAGUGAAGAGGCCGACCACGUCACCCACCGUGUCUCCGACGGUGGUACAAAGCCACGCUCCUCCGAAAGAGCCAGAAUUCGCAGGCACCACAACCAUCACCUUGCCCAGCGUGGGAGUGGCAACAACUUCACACAAAACUCUGCCCACUUCUGGGCCCACCACCAUCCCACCCAAUGCCACAGAAUCACCUCUCAAUGUCACAACCACAAAUAAAACCUUGAUGACUGUGGAGGCCAACGUCACAACUGCUCUGGCUACUUCGCAAGCCUUUAACACCGCAAAUGAUUCGGAUCCUCGACGAGAUGAAACACCAAUCAUUGCAGUAAUGGUGGCGUUAUCCUCCUUGCUAGUCAUAGUAUUUAUUAUUAUUGUCCUGUACAUGUUAAGGUUCAAAAAACACAAGCAGGCAGGGAGCCACUCCAAUUCCUUCCACUUGUCCAAUGGCCGGGCAGAUGAUGUAGAACCCCAGAGCAUGCCACUGCUUGCCAGAUCCCCCAGCACCAACAGGAAAUACCCACCAUUGCCUGUGGAUAAACUGGAGGAGGACAUUAACCGGCGCAUGGCAGACGACAACAAGCUCUUCCGUGAGGAAUUCAGUGCACUUCCAGCAUGUCCUAUCCAGGCUACCUGUGAAGCUGCCUCUAAAGAAGAAAACAAGGAGAAGAACAGAUACGUCAACAUUUUGCCUUAUGAUCAUUCCAGAGUUCAUCUGACACCUAUAGAAGGAGUUCCAGACUCUGAUUAUAUCAAUGCCUCAUUCAUUAAUGGGUAUCAGGAGAAGAACAGAUUUAUUGCUGCACAAGGACCAAAAGAAGAAACCGUGAACGACUUCUGGAGAAUGAUUUGGGAGCAAAACACAGCCACAAUUGUUAUGGUGACCAAUCUGAAGGAGAGGAAAGAGUGUAAAUGCGCCCAAUAUUGGCCGGAUCAGGGCUGCUGGACAUACGGGAAUAUCCGAGUGUCUGUGGAAGAUGUGACGGUCCUGGUUGACUACACGGUGCGGAAAUUCUGCAUUCAACAGGUGGGCGACGUCACCAAUAAAAAGCCUCAGCGCCUCGUGACGCAAUUCCACUUCACCAGCUGGCCUGACUUUGGGGUCCCUUUCACCCCUAUUGGGAUGCUGAAGUUCCUGAAGAAAGUGAAGACGUGUAACCCCCAAUAUGCUGGCGCCAUUGUGGUCCACUGCAGUGCUGGUGUGGGACGAACAGGAACGUUCAUUGUGAUCGAUGCCAUGCUGGACAUGAUGCAUGCGGAGAAGAAGGUAGACGUUUAUGGGUUUGUGAGCCGAAUCCGGGCCCAGCGCUGCCAGAUGGUGCAGACUGAUAUGCAGUAUGUAUUCAUCUAUCAAGCUCUUCUAGAGCAUUACUUAUAUGGAGACACAGAAUUGGAGGUGACCUCACUGGAGGUCCACCUCCAGAAGAUUUACAACAAAAUUCUGGGGAGCAGCAGCAAUGGAUUAGAGGAAGAGUUUAAGAAACUUACCUCCAUCAAAAUUCAAAACGACAAAAUGAGAACGGGCAAUCUGCCAGCCAACAUGAAGAAAAACAGGGUGCUGCAGAUAAUUCCAUAUGAAUUCAACCGGGUGAUCAUUCCAGUGAAGAGGGGUGAGGAAAAUACAGAUUACGUAAAUGCUUCCUUUAUUGACGGUUACCGUCAAAAGGAUUCCUACAUUGCCAGCCAAGGGCCUCUCCAGCACACCAUUGAGGACUUCUGGCGGAUGAUCUGGGAGUGGAAGUCAUGCUCCAUUGUGAUGUUGACGGAGCUGGAAGAGAGGGGCCAGGAGAAGUGCGCUCAGUACUGGCCUUCAGACGGCUCUGUAUCUUACGGAGAUAUCACUGUGGAACUGAAGAAGGAAGAGGAGUGUGAGAGCUACACGGUGCGGGACCUGCUGGUGACGAAUAACAGGGAAAACAAAAGCCGGCAAAUCCGACAGUUCCACUUCCAUGGUUGGCCAGAGGUUGGAAUCCCCAGCGAUGGGAAAGGCAUGAUCAAUAUCAUUGCAGCAGUGCAGAAACAGCAGCAACAGUCUGGGAAUCACCCCAUCACUGUGCAUUGCAGUGCUGGAGCAGGACGAACAGGGACUUUUUGCGCAUUGGGGACUGUCCUGGAAAGGGUCAAGGCUGAAGGAAUUCUGGAUGUCUUUCAGACAGUGAAAAGUCUGAGGUUACAGAGGCCACACAUGGUGCAAACACUGGAACAGUACGAAUUCUGCUACAAGGUGGUUCAGGAAUAUAUUGACGCCUUUUCAGAUUAUGCCAACUUCAAGUGAACCUGACGUGACAGAAGAAAAGAGUUGCCUUCUUUAAUACUUUGUAAUAUUCUGUUUGUUAAUAUCCCUGUCCCCAAAUGUGUAUAUAUCUUAACUGUUCUAGAGGGUUGGUACCAUAAGAUUGCUAUUCGCUUGAGAUUUUAUAUGUAGCAAAAGUGUUAGAAGAGAGAUUGUAGGCACUUUUUUUUCCAAUGUUUUAUUGGGGAAUUAAAUAGUGUGAUAUUUGGAUUAAUAUUGUCAAAACUCUCUCCUGGAGAGUUUAUGCAGGCUGUUUUUGUUUUGUAAAUCUUUUUUUUUUCCCUUGAGGGAGUAAAGCUUUUUAAAAACCAAAUGAGAUUCUUCCUAUCAGCUGUUUCUUUUAAAAGAAAAAAAGUGGCACACAAAUACCAUUUUUUUAAAAAGCUUUUUUUCCCCUCCCCAUUCCCUUGGAAGGUGAUUUCAUUAUUUUCAAGGGUUUUUUUUUUAAAGAAUGUUUAGCAGAUAUUUUUGUGGAAGAGGAAGAAAGUUGCCCCUUUUGCGUCUCUCCCCAAAGCUCUUGAGUAUAGGCAGUUCCUCUCCACUUGAAAGUAUGAGAUCUUCCCUGCACCUUGGAAUUCACGCUGGAUGCUCCUGGCCGAUGUUAUAAACCACCAUCUUUGGAGAACCGGGGAUCCCAGCUCAGAUGAAGAAGGUGCUCCAUUUUUGGAUCAUCUGCAAAGGUGCUUCUGAACAUUUGGGGUGUGGCAGGCAGACAUGGACACCUUCUCAGUCCCUUCUUUCUUGUGACUACUAGCAAGUUUUCCAGCUGAACCCCUGGAGGCCGGAAUGCUCCAACCUGACCUGUCUCCUUUUGGCACCUUUGUGCAUUUUGCACUGGCAACACUGCCUGUAAUGGAAUCACCUACAUGGCAGCUUCCGUUUGUGUUGCUCAUUUCACUUUUAUCCAGCUUGGAAGUGUAACUACGUGUGAUGCGCAGUGCAGUCCUGCCAUCUCCCCCCUUCCUGCAGUUUUAGGCAGAUGUGCCCAUGGUGGAUUGCCAUCUUCUCACCCAUUCCCUGCCUUUGCAAUGUGGGCUGAUAAAGCAGAGCAGAAACAUUCCCAAAAUUACGACUCUCUAAACAUCCCGGAAAGAGGUGGGUCCCCCCCUCACCCCAUAUGUGGGCUCACAUGUCCUCCCCUCUUUAUAUAGAGCUCUCGAUUUCCAGAAGUUUAGCUGAAAUUCUUGUGGAGUUUUUUGAAGAGAAUAGGUAACAUUUUCUUAAGCUUCGCACACCUUGACAGCCAUAAGCUGCCCUUCUCCAACUUGGAUCAUUCCGAAUGCCCUGGGAUUUCAGCUUCCAAAAUUUCUGGGCUAAGUGGGAAAAAACUGCCUUUGGCCUAUUUCCUUCUUCUCUGAGACAGCUGUGCUCAGCAGGCCUCCCCCUGGCUAGUUGGCAGAAGUGAUUCAUGCUGUAAAACUUGGAUUUUUUCGCUAAGGUCAAAUGAAAAAUGUACAGGGUCCUGUUGGAUCAGAACGCGUUCCCAUCUUUGGAAAAUGAAGAUGGGACAUGGAAGGAGAAUGCGGGAAUCUCUUUGUGAAACAGGCCUUUCUUUCCAACCCGUAUUGUCUUCGUGUCUCUUAGUACGCCCAAUUUUUUACUUUGGGAGAGCAGCUUUUUGUGUUUACAAGGGUACGCUAGUUUUUGAAAAAGUCCACCAAAAAUAACAAAAAGGGAAAAAAGGAGAAACUUCAUUUAAAAAAACGCAUACAUAUGAAUACAUACAUAAAACAGCUCACCAGAUACUGUAGUGUAACCUUGAAAUUUGCCAAAAGAGGUGGGAUGAAAGGAAGCCCUCAAAAUGUAUCUUAUCACCAAAAAUCCUGCCCCCCCAGAUCCAAAAUUGUGAUUAGAUGGUUUGAAAAUGCCCUUCUGCACUCCUUUAUCAGAAAUAAAUACCCUCAUUUGAACACUGGGAGAGCCACAUAUGUCAGCCACCACUUUUCAGGCCGAGUGAGGAAUUUCCCCCUCUGUAGGUGAGAAAUGCUUCCUCUCUUUUAAGGGGUAGAGACAUGCUAAGAAAGUCCUUGUCUUGGGGACCCAUCUCUGGGUAUAGAGAGAGGGAGGUGAUCCCUUGUCCUUCUCAGUUGACCUACGUUAGGGUUGCUUCUACCACGGACCUCCAUGGCUGGCGAGGACCUUUUGAUGCUGAAGUGCAGCCAGCCUUGUGUCUACUCAUGAGCUCUAUAGAGAGGGUGAGUUACGUCUGUCAUCUGUUGAGAGAGGUGCCUGGACCAGAGAGCAAAAUGCCAAGAUCAUACCACUGCAUGAUAACCAAGUAGGAAGCAUUGACCUCAACCUUACGUGGAGACCUAGGUAUCUUUCUGGACUGUGAUGUGGUGACAUGCUGCAGGACAUACAUCACCCCAUACGUAUUGGAUGUGAUUCUUCCCACCCACCCCAACCUGGAGUUACAUGCCUCUUCUUUUCCUCCUUUUUCCUUUUCCUCUCUCUGUUAGAAGCAUACCAUCAAUUACAACUCCUACUAGGAUUUGUCCAAGAGCCAUUACUCAGGAGGAAACAAAUGUUUGGAGGGAAUAGACAGGCAGUGAUGUGCCUGCCAAAAGAACCUGUUUCUCCCACUUCAUUCAUUCAUCCUUCAUUUUCUUUUUCAUGAAUUCCAUUCAUUGUCUCUUCAUGUGCCAGCAUCCAUUCAGAAUUGAGCAAUCCCUGUUUCUGCAUUCCUCCAUCUGCCUUUCAUCAUUCUUUUUCGAGGACAGCACGUACACAAUGGAAAGAGGGUUGGGUUUGUGCCAGCUUCCCCAUAUUUCAUCUUGUUCGCUCCCUUCCUUGCACCCCCCCCCAAAAAAAAAAUGCACCCAAAGGCAUUUUUGUUUCCCUUCCUCCCUCGGUCACAUGCACUCUCUGCUUCUGCAUGGCAUGCGGGUUGCUUUUGGUGAGGUGGACAGUCAAAAUAGGCAUGCCACAUCUGGGCUGCAGCAAUCCAGGUAGACCACUGGAGGCACCAAACAGUGAAUUGGCUUGAAACUCUUUACAGCCCCCUAGUGGUGGUUUCUGUUUCUGUGGACCAGCCAUUUAGGUCCACAGUCCAGCUAGGUUAUGCCUGGGGGAAACACCAGCAGCCUCGAUCAGCAUCAAGACGGAAGAUUUUUGCUUCUACUUCCCCCGUCCCCCGUCCCCAAUCUUUUUAUGGCAGGAAAUAUGAGGGCAAAAUCAGCCAAGGGCAGGGUGGUGAGAGGCAGCGAGCACUCAGACCACCUCCCUCCCCCUCCCAAGGGCUACGCAUGGCUGUGAGUCACGCCUCUGGGAUGCAGCUCUUUCUUCCAUGUGGUUCUUCCAGCAGAGCAUUCAUGAUGCAGGCAGGGUGCCUUUCAAGCAGAGGAGCAUCAGUCCUUAGGUGCUACGAUGGCUGAUAGGGAAACCAUCCUACUCAUCAGCCUUCCUCGACCUUGUGCCCUCCAGACGUGGUGCAUCUCAACUGUCCGACUUGCUAGCCGGCUUGAAGUCCAAAGCGCUGGGAAGAAUCCCGCUGGGCAAGGUUGCUCUGCUUCUGAGAUACUGAAGAAUCCCUGCAUGAAAUGAUGCUUGGGAGGUCCUGGACUCUAUCCUUGCUAUUUGCCAGCAAAAGCAUCUUGUAUGAAGAAUCUGGGAAGGUGAUGCCAGUCCAGAGAACCAGGGUUGAUCUUUAUGGGCCAUAGAACUGGCUCAGUAUAAAACAGAUCCUCAUGGUCCAUCACACUCCAAGAAAAGUAUGGGACAUGGAUGAGGAGGUCUUGGUACAGGCAGUCCCCCCUCUGUGCUGGCACAUCCCAACUUGCAGAGCCUUUCACUCUGGCUGAAACCCGGAGCAAGUGGUUGUUGGAACCCUGGCUACCCUAUAUAAGCGUCUCUCCAUAAUAAAGCUACACUUAUAAACCAAUUGUGGUGUUGGUAUGCUCAUAAAUAGCAACUGUUGUCUCUCUCGCUUUUGUUCUCUCAUUUGGCUUGCAAUUAGAGGGGGCAUCAUAGCUGCCUUAACCAGAGAGGUCAAGCUCUGUGCCAAAACCGAGUCUCUUGUCCCCUGCAGAUCUGCCCCAUGAACACGCCAAGGCAGACCAGUCAAAUUUCAUCUCCCUUCUGGUGGUCUCUGUAAUUGUAAUUCCAUUCUGCCUCAUUCCGAAUGUCUUAAUAUCUUGUAUUUAUUUUUGUUGACCAAGUAAAUGCUUUUCUUUUUAUUUUUUAA
Candoia aspera is the source of this 6702-nucleotide messenger RNA. RefSeq names its product protein tyrosine phosphatase receptor type A (gene PTPRA). Gene Ontology annotation, molecular function: protein tyrosine phosphatase activity. The transcript has 22 exons. NCBI's taxonomy places the organism in Eukaryota, Metazoa, Chordata, Lepidosauria, Squamata, Candoiidae. The record is from RefSeq and is a predicted model, not a curated record. Gene Ontology annotation, biological process: protein dephosphorylation. The coding region runs from base 72 to 2501 and encodes 809 amino acids.